UUCCUCCCUCUUUCCACCACCGUUCUCUCUCUAUCUCCUCACCUGCUCCUCUCACCUUCUUUAUCUAUCUUCUGUACGUCUCUUUCCUUCCUCUUCUUCACUCUCUCUCUCUGGCCAUGAGGCUCAUCAAGAUCACCUCCAAGGCCCUCAGGCUCGGCAGCCCUAAGCACCUGUUCGGGUCUCGGAAGGGCCGCUCCGUCGCGUCCCGCUCCAACCCGCCGUCCUUCGGCUCCGGCACCACCGCCUCCUCCCUCUCCUCCGACGACUCCUCCCCCUCCGUCCACAAGCGCGAGUCCCUGACCCCGACCAGCGUGCUUGGCGGCGGGGGUUGGAGGGGCGACCCGGAGCUCUCCCGCGCGUUCGGGCUCAUCGACCGGGACGGCGACGGGGUCGUGUCGCGGAAGGAGCUGGAGGCCCUCCUCAGCCGGCUCGGCAGCCGGGACGAGGUGGCGGUGAUGCUGAGCGAGGUGGGGUGCCACGGCGAGGGGGAGGACGCCGCCGUGAGCAUCGAGGAGCUGCUGAGCCGGGUGGGCUCGGCGUGCGCGCCGGCCUGCGACGACGCGGAGCUGCGGGAGACGUUCGAGUUCUUCGACGCGGACCACGACGGGCGGAUCACGGCGGAGGAGCUCCUCGGGGUGUUCAAGGCGCUCGGGGACGAGCGGUGCACCCUAGAGGAGUGCAGGCGCAUGAUCGCGGAGGUGGACAAGAACGGGGACGGGUUCGUGUGCUUCGAGGACUUCGCUCAGAUGAUGGAACUGCAGAGAUGAAGAUGAUGACUUAUCACUACUCAUUCAAUGCCGUAUUAUACAGUGAUAAUGCUCUGAAGUCAGUAGUUGUCUGCACCUGAUGAUCCUACCGUGCGCCGUUGUGAUUUUCGCCUUCUUUUUUUUUUUUUUGGUGCUUGUUUGUCUCGGAAAUGGUAACUCGGGCGGGUGACAAGGGCCGAGAUCUUGGCAAAGGAAGAGAUCAACGGCCGGGAUUGUUUUGUGAUGGGAGGAAUUUGUCAUUUUGUCUCUCUCUCUCUCUGCCGUACAUAUACGAGUGACGAAAUCAAACUUGAACUCUGUUUUCUCGUC
Messenger RNA from Syzygium oleosum, 1076 nucleotides. Its product is annotated as probable calcium-binding protein CML36. Gene Ontology annotation, molecular function: calcium ion binding. The record is from RefSeq and is a predicted model, not a curated record. Lineage: Eukaryota; Viridiplantae; Streptophyta; Magnoliopsida; Myrtales; Myrtaceae. The transcript has a single exon. The coding region runs from base 117 to 767 and encodes 216 amino acids.